AUGAAUCCACCGGAGUGUCUUCCUCCUGAGCCUCCAGAGAUGAAUCCUCCGGAUGUGCCACCUCCUCCGCUUUUUGAAGGAGCGCCUCCAGAGAAGCCACUUCCUUUACCUCCGGAGAAGCCACCAGACGAACCACCUCCGGAAUAUCCGCUUCCUGAACCUCCAGAGAAGCCACCUCCUGAGCCCCCUAUGAAGCCACCUCCUUUACCUCCGGAGAAGCCACCAGACGAACCACCUCCGGAAUAUCCGCUUCCUGAACCUCCAGAGAAUCCACCUGAGCCCCCUAUGAAGCCACCUCCUUUACCUCCAGAGGAGCCACCAGACGAACCACCUCCGGAAUAUCCGCCUCCUGAACCUCCAGAGAAGCCACCUCCUGAGCCCCCUAUGAAGCCACCUCCUUUACCUCCGGAGAAGCCUCCUGAUGAACCACCUCCGAAAUAUCCGCCUCCUGAACCUCCAGAGAGGCCACCUGAGCCCCCUAUGAAGCCACCUCCUUUACCUCCGGAGAAGCCUCCUGAUGACCCACCUCCGGAAUAUCCGCCUCCUGAACUUCCAGAGAAGCCACCUCCUGAGCCACCUAUGAAGCCACCUCCUUUACCUCCGGAGAAGCCACCUGAUGAACCACCUCCAGAAUAUCCGCCUCCUGAACCUCCAGAGAAGCCACCUCCUGAGCCACCUAUGAAGCCACCUCCUUUUUCUCCGGAGAAGCCUCCUGAUGAACCACCUCCAGAAUAUCCGCCUCUUGAACCUCCAGAGAAGCCACCGGAGCCCCCAGAGAAGCUACCUCCUUUACCUCCGGAGAAGCCACCAGAAGCACCACCUCCGGAAUAUCCGCCUCCUAAACCUCCAGACAAGCCACCUGAGCCCCCUAUGAAGCCACUUCCUUUACCUCCGGAGAAGCCACCAGCUGAACCACCUCCGGAAUAUCCGCCUCCUGAACCUCCAGAGAUGCCACCUCCUGAGCCCCCAGAGAAGCCACUUCCUUUACCUCCGGAGAAGCCACCAGAUGCACCACCUCCGGAAUAUCCGCCUCCUGAACCUCCAGAGAAGCCUCCUGAACCACCAAAGAAGCCACCUCCUUUACCUCCGGAAAAGCCACCGGAUGCACCACCUCCGGAAUAUCCUCCUCCUGAACCAAUAGAGAAGCCACCUCCUGAACCUCCGGAGAUGAGUCCACCGCAGUGUCCUCCUCCUGAGCCUCCAGAGAUGAAUCCUCCGGGUGUGCCACCUCCUCCGCCGUAG
Messenger RNA from Procambarus clarkii (red swamp crayfish), 1242 nucleotides. RefSeq names its product basic proline-rich protein-like. Lineage: Eukaryota; Metazoa; Arthropoda; Malacostraca; Decapoda; Cambaridae. The record is from RefSeq and is a predicted model, not a curated record.